AUGUUCAUUUUGUCAGCCUCUUUUGUCACCGGACUCCCACUGGUGUCGUUUUGCUGUCGGCUUGAAGGAGGCUCAAUGUUGCUGGGCUUGACUUUUGAUACCUUGAGUAGCUACUUAUUCUCUUUAGGCUUCUUUUUAGCUAUUUUUUUAUGCAUAAUAACGUUUUUUAUAUGUUCCUUUUUUAUUUUUUCGUUCGUGCUAUUUUCUUCUUUAUUUCUUCUCAUUUGUUCUUUUUUCUCUUUUCUUUAUAUUUUCUUUCUUUCUUUUUUUAAUUUCUUUCUUUCUUAUUUCUAUUUUUUACUUUCUUCCUUUACUUUUUACUUUUUCUCCGUUUCAUUUUACUUAAUCUCAGUUCCCUCUCUCUUUUUGUUCCCUCUUCUUCGCUUGCUAAAUUCUUUCUUUCUUUCGUUCCUUUCUUCUUUUUCUUUGUCUUUAUUAUCCUUCUCUUUUCUUCAUCAUUUUUUUCUUCUUUUUGCCAAUGCUGUUUUUUAUUUCUCUUAUUUUCUUUGUUUUCUUUACUUUUCUUUUUUCUUCGUAAAACUACAUUGUUUAAUUCGUCACAAAAUAAUUAUUUCAUUUCGAUUAAAGAAAAAUCGCAGAAAUUUCAUUUUUCUCCAAAUUUCUAUGCUAAAAAGAAUGGUAUGA
Acanthosepion pharaonis is the source of this 645-nucleotide messenger RNA. Lineage: Eukaryota; Metazoa; Mollusca; Cephalopoda; Sepiida; Sepiidae. The record is from the annotation of a GenBank genome assembly.